GUAUAGCUGCAUGGGCCCCGAAGGCUACUGGGACUUGAUGGGCCCCGACCUCAGCAACUGCACCUCCCCCUGGGUCAACCAAAUCAACCAAAAGCUGCGGGCGGGCGAGACGGCGGCCAUCAUUGCUCGUGAGCUGGCGGAGCAGACCAAGGGGCAGAUCCAGGCGGGCGACGUGUCCUACACGGUCAGGGCCAUGGGCCAGCUGGUGGAGCUGCUGGACGUCCAGCUCCGGAACCUCACCCCCGGGGGCAAGGACAGCGCUGCCCGCAGCCUCAACAAGCUGCAGAAACGAGAGAGAGCGUGCCGCUUUUUCGUACAGGCCAUGGUGGAGACGGUGAACAACCUGUUGCAGCCGGGAGCCCAGUCGGUGUGGAGGGAGCUGAGUGCCGGAGAGCAGCUGAGGGCGGCCACCAUGCUGCUGGAUACGGUGGAGCAGGGCGCCUUCGUACUGGCAGACAACCUGCUCAAGACAGACAUCGUGCAGGAGAACACGGAGAACAUACAGCUGGAGGUGGUGAGGAUGAGUACGGACGGUAACCUGCCCGAUCUGAAGUUCCCUCAGGGAGGCGGCCAGGGCAACUCCAUACACCUGUCGGCCAACACCCUCAAACAACAUGGACGCAAUGGUGAGAUCCGCAUGGCGUUUGUGCUGUAUAAGCACCUGGGCUCCUACCUGUCGACGGAGAACGCCAGCAUGAAGCUGAGCAGCGAGGCCUUGGCCACCAACUACUCGCUCAUCGUCAACUCCCCCGUCAUCACCGCCUCCAUCAGCAAGGACAGCUCCAAGGUCUACCUGUCCGACCCAGUCAUCUUCACCGUCAAACACCUGCUGCACUCGCAGGAGAACUUCAACCCCAACUGUUCGUUCUGGAGCUACUCCAAGAAGAGCAUGCUGGGCUUCUGGUCCACCCAGGACUGCAGACUGCUGGCCACCAACAGCUCCCACACCACCUGCUCCUGCACACACCUCACCAACUUCGCUGUGCUGAUGGCGCACGUAGAAGUCAAGAAGUCAAGGUAA
Engraulis encrasicolus (European anchovy) is the source of this 1021-nucleotide messenger RNA. RefSeq names its product adhesion G protein-coupled receptor L3-like. Gene Ontology annotation, molecular function: G protein-coupled receptor activity. NCBI's taxonomy places the organism in Eukaryota, Metazoa, Chordata, Actinopteri, Clupeiformes, Engraulidae. Gene Ontology annotation, cellular component: plasma membrane. The transcript has 8 exons. Gene Ontology annotation, biological process: adenylate cyclase-activating G protein-coupled receptor signaling pathway. The record is from RefSeq and is a predicted model, not a curated record. Bases 11 to 1021 code for a protein of 336 amino acids.